Molecule: messenger RNA, 810 nt
Organism: Lucilia cuprina (Australian sheep blowfly)
Lineage: Eukaryota; Metazoa; Arthropoda; Insecta; Diptera; Calliphoridae
Exons: 2
Coding region: 1-810 (269 amino acids)
Source: RefSeq, a predicted model, not a curated record
AUGACAGCAAAUGGUUCCAAACCAGAAUCAAGUGUGGUCACAACAAAUCAAACAUCUUGUGAUGAAUUGUUACAAAAGUUUUGGGAAUUGGAAGAGGUUCCAAAAAUGAAUAAUCUCACAGUUGCGGAAAAGCAAUGUGAGCAACAAUUUGAAGAAAAUUUUAAAAGACAUACAGAUGGUAAGUUUGAAGUUAAACUUCCAUUUAAAGAUGAACGUAAUAAAUUGGAUUGGAAUAUAAUGAAUUUCUUAAAAAAAUAUUUGGAAAUGGGUCAUAUGGAAUUGAUAAAUAAUAAUUCGUUUAUGAAUAGUGGGUAUUAUUUACCACAUCAUUGUGUACUUUGGCCAGAGAGUACAACAACUAAGUUAAGAGUUGCAUUUGAUGCGUCUUGUAAGACAACAACUAAUGUUUCGCUAAAUGAUAUUUUACAUACUGGUCCUAGGUUGCAAGAAGGUCUUUUUAAUAUUUUAUUAAGAUUUAGAAAACAUCGUUAUGUUUUUUCAGCUGACAUUGAAAAAAUGUAUAGACAAAUCAGGAUUUCUGAAGCUGAUAGAAAAUAUCAGAUAAUAUUUUGGCGCUGGAAUCCAGAUGAAACUAUUAAAACAUAUGCUUUUAAAACUGUUACAUAUGGAACAGCUUCGGCUCCAUAUUUAGCAGUAAAAUGUUUACAAAAAAUUGCAGACAAUAUAUUGAUGGAGUUCGGUAUGCCUUUAAGGAAAUGGUGUACUAAUGAAAAAGUAUUGCUCCAAGGUAUUGAUCCCAGUUAUAUAGAAAAUGAUUUAAAUAUAGAGAAAAUAUUGACAAUAUAUUGA